AUGUUUAAAUUUCGAAAACUAUUUUCAUUAGAACAUGAUGUUGUACCAAAGAUACCAAAUAAUCAAUUACCCCAAGCAGGUGCUGAAAAUGUUGUAUACAGAACUACAACUUUAAAAUCAACACCAUUGGAUUGUAAUAAUAAUAACAAUAAUAGUAAUAAUAAUAGUAUGAGUCAUAGUAUUGGAGGAUACUCUACAACACCUCCAAAUAGUAGUUUUCUUCAAUAUCAUCAAAGAAAUCAAAGUGGUACAUCAGGUAUAACAAUUAUGAAUCCAAUGAAAAUUAAUAAUAAUAAUAGUGGUUUUGAUCAAUACAAACUUGGUUCUUCAUUAAAUACAAAUAAUUUAUUUCAACAACAACAAUAUUUAGAUGAUGAUGAAAAACUAAAUUUUAAUAACAACAACAAUAAUAAUAAUAAUAACAAUAAUAACAUUAACAAUAUAAAUAAAGUAUAUCAACAAAUUAAUUAUACACAAUCAAUUAAUCUUAGAAUAAUUGGUAGAGAUAAAAAUGGAACAUUAAUUAUUGCAAGGUCUUCUAAAUUAGAUGGAGUUUUAAAUACAUAUAUAGAUUUAUUUGAUAUUUCAAAACAAACAUUUACAACAAUACUUGUUUAUUGUGGAAAUGUUAUUAGUGCAGCAUUAAGUAGUGAUAUCAAUAAAUCAUUUUUAGUUUUCACUGUAAAAUUACAAGAGAAAAUAAUUGAAAAUCAUAAUACUUUAGAAUUAUAUUCAUCAUUUAUUUAUGAAAUUAAUAAUAAGAAAGCUCAAACAUUUAUACCAUUAGAAACAAAAUCACAUCAUCCAUUAAUGUAUCAUUUUUUACCAGGAUUUCAUGAUAAAUCAAGUAUGUCACUAUUAUCAUUUGUAUAUGAUGAAUGUAAUAUAGUAAAGGUUCCAUUGAAAUUUGAUGAUAGCAACCAACAAAUUGUAAAUCAAAAUAAGAAACACAAUAAAUCCAAUAUCUACAAGAAAUGUUUUUGGUAUCAAUAUGAUUAUCAUAAUCAAGUUUUAUAUAGUUUACUAUUAAAAGUUCGUAGUGGUAGUGCAAGUAGUAGUAGUAGUAGCAGUAAUAACAAUAAUAAUAAUAAUAAUAAUGGUGGUAAUAGUAAUAAUAAUAAUAAUGGUGGUAAUAAUAAUAAUUAUAUCAAUAGUGAAUCAAUAUUGAAAGCAUGGACAUUUUUAGGAUCAAAACAAGUUAAAAUCAUUGAUGAUCUACCAUUACAUUUAAAUAUUAGCGAUGCAAGUAAAGUAUCCACCAAUAUACCAUUCCCAUUGAACGUUUCAAUGUAUCAAGAGACCUCAACCAAUCCAUCACAAACAUCAUCAAAUGCAGUAUUUCAAAAUAUUCAUAUUGUAAAAUUACCAAAUAUUGGUUUAUGUUUAUGUCAUCAAGAAGAAUCUUCACCCCAUUCACUCUCAAUUAGAAUCUCAAUCUAUUUAUUACAUUUGAAACAAAAGAUCAAAUACUCAAUACCAUUGAAUACAAUUGAUGAUGGUUGGUUAUCAUUGUCAAAGACAAGAGUGUUAUUUGAUAAUUUUGGUAGUUUAUUAAUUGUCUAUGUACCGGGUUACUUUUUUCAAUUCAUUGAUUGUGCGCAUGACCAUGAAACAACUUUUGGUAUAACAUUGUAUGGUAAAGAUUUAUCAAUGCCAUUGGUUGAACAAACCUCUCAAGACUCUUCUGAUGUACUCUCAAUUCGUAGUCCACCAUUACCUGAUAGGAUUAGUACUUCAGUUAUACCAUUUUAUUUUUUAAAUGGUAAUAUUAGUAGUAGUGGUGGUGGUGGUGGUGGUGGUGGUAAUGAAAAAGGUGGUAAUAGUGGUAGUGGUAUAAUUGGUAAUAGUGGUAGUAGUGGUAAUAAUAAUAAUAAUGGUAAUAACAAUGGAAAAGGUGGUGAAAAUGAUAAAUCCAAUCCUAAGAAUAAUAGAUAUUUAUUUGACUAUUCAAAUGGUGUACUCUAUCAUUAUCAAUUCGAUAGAGAAGCAAUUAGAAAGUUAUUUGAUGUUGGUAUGGAUCAAGGAUCAGAUGUUCAAGCAAUGCAUUUAGCAGUCAUUCAUUUAAAUGAUGUUGAAUUAGGUACAAGUUUAAUAACACAAGCUGCAAAGAAUAAUUUAAUUACAAUCGAUCUAUUUAAAGAGUACAUUUUAGCGUGUACCUAUCAUGCAUUGAAAUCAAUUCAACUAGAGAAUAAUAUUGGUAAUUCCAACUAUUUAGAUUCGGUCUAUAUGAAUUCUCUACCAAUAACUUGUGCAGAAUCAAUUGAAAACUAUCAACCAACUAGAAAAUUAAAGGAUUUAGAAAUUAGUACAAUUACAACUCAAAUUCCAAAUUCAUUACUCUCAAAAAAAGAAGAGAAUAGAAAGAGAUUGAAAUCAUUUGAUAUCUCUAAAUCAGAGAUAUUAAAUAAAGAUGGUCCUUCGUUUAGUGGAUUUUGGAGAAACUUUUUUGGAAUGGAUGAAGAUUUUGGACAUGAUCAUAGUAGCAAUUUAAGUUCAUCACUCAAUUUAAAUAAUUAUAGUAAUACUAAUAAUAAUAAUAAUGUAAUCAAUUUUAAUAAUAACAUAAUCAAUGGUUUUGGUGGUGUUGGUAAUAAUGGUAAUGCUACUGUAGGUGGAAUUAAUAACAAUUCUAAUAAUAUUAAUAACAAUAAUAAUAAUAAUAGUUCAAGUAAUAUUAAAGGUGUUAUUACAACUGCAAGUGGUAAAAGUUUAAUCAUUAACAAUUCAAAAUAUGAUAUUGAUCCACAUUUAUUCGAUAACUAUCAAGAAGAUCCAUUAAAGGAUUUAUCAACCUAUGUCAAUUCUCUAACCGAAUUCCUUUAUUCAGUUUCUCAAAAAGAAAAUAAAGAUAGAUUAAAUGAAUGGUCAAAUUAUUUCCGUCAUAUUCAAAUUAAUGUUGUUAAUAAAUUAUAUAAAACAAUUAAAAUUUGUUAUGGUAAUAAUUCAAAUAGUAAUAAUAAUAAUAAUAAUAAUAAUAAUAAUAAUAAUAAUAAUAAUAAUAAUAAUAAUAAUAAUAAUAAUAAUAAUAAUAAUAAUAAUAAUAACAAUGAUAACAAUGAUAUUAAUAAUUUAAAUGAUAUAAAUAAUAAUAUUAACAAUCCAACAACUAAUAAUAUGAAAAAAUCUGAAACAAUAUCAAUUAGAGAUAUGAAACAUAAUGUUAGAUUAAUUUUAUUUGAAACAAUGGAAAAACUUUAUAGUGCAAUUGAAGAAUUAUUUUGUCCAUUCCCAAAGGAAUUCUAUACACAAUUUACUACAUUAGGAUUCUUUUGUUUACAACGUUCAAUAUUUUUACAAUUUUUACAAAAAGGUAUUUUCAUCAUUACUGGUCCAUUUGUAAAGAUUUUGAAAAAGGAAUUCCCAAAUCAAGAACUGCUUUCAAUUGAUCAAAGAAAUUUCAUUAAUCAAAUAAUUCUACAAUUACGUGAUCAAGAUAGUGUUAUUGAAAUGUUGAAAUCAGAUUUAACAAAUACUAAUAUCAUUGCUGAACAUUUAAUUUCAUUAGCAACUCAAAGUAUUCAUCCAAAAUCAUCAUUGGAUCCAAAUACUGAUAAUCCUGAUCAUCCCGAUGCUCAAUUCAUUCCAUUGUAUUGUUUACAAGAUUUCUUAAAAGCUUUAUCUGAUACUGCUAAUCCUCCAAAAGUUGGUGGUGGUAUUCAUUCAAUAACUCAAUCUGGUUCAACCUCUUCAAAUCAAUUAUUAUCUUCACAACCAAUUCCAAUGAUUAAUAAUAAUAAUAAUAGUAAUGGUAAUAAUAAUGGUGGUAAUAGUAAAUUUUUAACACCACCAACUUCACCAAUUAGGGGUAAUGCUCAACAACAAGCAUAUAGUCCAAUUAAUACAAAUGUAUUAUCAAAUACUUAUCAACCAUUUUCAUGUAGUCCAAUGAAUUCAAACUUUUCUCAUAGUAUGAGUCAAAGUUUAAAUUUUGCAACUCUAAAUCAAACUGGUAAUGGUAAUAAUAAUAAUAAUAACAAUAGUGGUAGUGGUUUAAAUAAUUCAAAUCAUCCAAUUCAUAUUAAUAGACAUCAUAUUCAAAAAGCUUAUAUUUUCUUGGAUCAAAAUUUUGAUAGAAUUCAAUCCCAAAUCUUUGAAAAUAUAAAUAAUUGUAAUAAAAUGGAAGAUAGUAUUAAUUAA
Dictyostelium discoideum AX4 is the source of this 4140-nucleotide messenger RNA. RefSeq lists its product as hypothetical. The coding region runs from base 1 to 4140 and encodes 1379 amino acids. The transcript is spliced from 3 exons. The record is from RefSeq and is a predicted model, not a curated record. NCBI's taxonomy places the organism in Eukaryota, Evosea, Eumycetozoa, Dictyosteliales, Dictyosteliaceae.